This is a messenger RNA of Cercocebus atys (sooty mangabey), 1296 nucleotides long. Its product is annotated as putative serpin A13. Gene Ontology annotation, molecular function: serine-type endopeptidase inhibitor activity. The record is from RefSeq and is a predicted model, not a curated record. Gene Ontology annotation, biological process: negative regulation of endopeptidase activity. Lineage: Eukaryota; Metazoa; Chordata; Mammalia; Primates; Cercopithecidae. Bases 89 to 1273 code for a protein of 394 amino acids. The transcript is spliced from 5 exons.
AGGGUCAGAGCAAGGCUGCUCCGGGCAGCCAACAGCAAGAACACAGGUCCUGAGCAGAAAGAAGAAGCUUGACCAAGGACCCCAGAGGAUGGAAGCCCCUUGGUGGUGGCCGCUGGUCACUGUGCUCAUGGCUGGGGCUCAUUGUGUGGCUCUGGUUGACCAAGAAGCUUCGGAUCUCAUCCAUUCUGGCCCCCAGGACAGCAGCCCUGGGCCUGCCCUGCCCUGCCACAAAAUCUCUGUGAGCAACAUAGACUUUGCCUUCAAACUCUACAGACAGUUGGCUGUGAACGCCCCUGGAGAGAACAUUCUCUUCUCCCCGGUGAGCAUCUCCCUGGCCUUGGCCAUGCUUUCUCGGGGGGCCCCAGGGGCCAGCAGGACCAAACUCCUGGAGGGCCUGGGGUUCAACCUCACUGUGGUGCCUGAGGCGGAGAUCCAGGAGGGCUUCUGGGAUCUGAUGCUCAGGCUCCCUGGGCAGGGUCCCCGGCUCCUCUUGACCAUGGCCCAGCACAGGUUCAGUGGCCUGGGCACAAGGGCCAACCAGAGCCUAGAGGAGGCCCAAAAACACAUUGACGAAUACAUAGAGAAGCAGACCCAGGGGAAGCUUGGGGUCUGGGAGAAGGACCUCAGCAGUGAAACCACAGCAGUUCUGGUGAAUCACAUGCUCCUCAGAGCUGAGUGGAUGAAACCCUUUGACUCACGUGCCACCAGCCCAAAGGAGUUCUUUGUAGAUGAGCACAGGGCUGUGUGGGUGCCCAUGAUGAAGGAGAAGGCCAGCCACCGCUUCCUGCAUGACCCUGAGUUGCAAUGCUCUGUGCUGCAGAUGGACCAUGCUGGGAACACCACCACCUUCUUCAUCUUCCCCAACAGGGGCAAGAUGAGGCAGCUGGAAGAUGCCUUGCUGCCCGAAACACUGAUUAAGUGGGACAGUCUGCUCAGGACCAGAGAACUCGAUUUCCACUUCCCCAAAUUUUCCAUUUCUAGAACCUACAGACUGGAGAUGCUCCUCCCACAAGUGACUGUGGAUGGAGGCUUCCCUGGGCAGCCUGGACUGAACAUCUCUAAAGUCACUCAUAAGGCCAUGAUGACUCUGGAUGAGAAGGGCUCUGAAGCUGCUGCAGCCACCAGCAUUCAGCUCACCCCCAGGCCUCACCCAGACCUUGACCUCUCACCCACUCCAGGCACUGAGUUCAGUCGGCCCUUCCUAGUGAUGACUUUCCACAUGGAAACGGGAAGCAUGCUUUUUCUGGGGAAGAUUGUAAAUCCACUGGGAUAACGCCCCCUCAGACAUGCUGCGUG